Camelina sativa (false flax) is the source of this 1325-nucleotide messenger RNA. RefSeq names its product 1-aminocyclopropane-1-carboxylate oxidase homolog 4-like. NCBI's taxonomy places the organism in Eukaryota, Viridiplantae, Streptophyta, Magnoliopsida, Brassicales, Brassicaceae. The record is from RefSeq and is a predicted model, not a curated record.
AAAAAAAAAAAAACAAAAAAAAAAAGAGAAAUUAAACAAUGGAGUCAACUGACCGUUCAACUCAAGCAAAAGCUUUCGACGAGUCGAGAACCGGCGUGAAAGGCCUUGCGGAUUCUGGAAUCACAGAGAUUCCAGCCAUGUUCCGUGCACAUCCGGCAACUCUAACAUGCCUGAAACCACCAUCACCACCGCAGCAUCUCAUGGUCCCCACCAUCGAUCUGAAAGGAGGUAGCGUGUUCAGCAAGAAUCAACAAGACUCCAAGACACGGCAGAGGGUGGUGGAGAAGAUUGGAGACGCUGCGGAGAAGUGGGGGUUCUUCCAGGUGAUCAAUCACGGGAUCCCGGUUGAUGUGUUGGAGAGGAUGAUUGAAGGGACUCGAGGGUUUCAUGAGCAGGACCAGGAAGCCAAGACACGGUUUUACUCUCGUGAUUUCACAAGAGACUUAUAUUACGCCAGUAAUUUCGAUCUCUACACUUCCCAGGCCGCGAGCUGGAGAGAUACUUUGGGUUGUUAUAUGGCCCCGAAUCCUCCUAGAUUGGAGGACUUGCCGGUGGUUUGUGGGGAGAUCAUGAUGGAGUACUCAAAGCAAAUGAAGAAUUUAGGUGAAGUGCUCUUUGAGCUUCUAUCAGAGGCUUUGGGGUUAAACCCUCAUCACCUCAAGGACAUGGAUUGCGCCAAGUCUCAAGUGAUGUUCGGCCAAUACUACCCACCUUGCCCUCAGCCUGACCUUACUUUAGGCUUAAGCAAGCACACAGAUUUUUCGUUUAUCACCAUUCUUCUCCAGGGCAAGAUUGGAGGACUUCAAGUUCUCCAUGACCAAUACUGGAUUGAUGUUCCUCCUGUGCCUGGAGCACUUGUCAUUAACAUUGGAGAUCUUCUCCAGCUUAUAAGCAAUGACAAGUUCAUAAGCGCCGAGCAUAGGGUCAUAGCGAAUGGAUCUUCUGAACCGCGGACUUCAGUGGUAUGUUUCUUCAGCACGUUCAUGAAGGCUAAUGCUCGAGUGUAUGGGCCAAUCAAAGAGCUCCUGUCUAAUGAAAACCCUGCCAAGUACAGAGACUUCACCCUCACCGAGUUCUCAAACAUCUUCAGGUAAAAAACAAUCGAUGCUCCUGCGUUACACCAUUUCAAGAUCUGAGACGACAUUUGGGUUUCUUACCUUGCUGUCUACCACGAUUUGUGGUAAUCUAUCAAACUAUAUGCUUCUUCCUCUUCAAGUAUUUUGCGUGAAACCAUUUCUUCUUUCUCCUUUAAUUUCUUUAAAGGAUAUUUUGUAAUAUUCGAAUAAGGUACACAAUGAUCAGAAUCUACUAGCUACUUAGCUUCA